Messenger RNA from Prorocentrum cordatum, 1709 nucleotides. NCBI's taxonomy places the organism in Eukaryota, Dinophyceae, Prorocentrales, Prorocentraceae. The record is from the annotation of a GenBank genome assembly.
CGGGCGGCGGCAGCCGCGCCGCGGGCGGCGGGCGCCGGCGCGCCCGCGGGGCGGCGGAGGCGGAGGCGGAGAGCCCGCAGGAGCCGCUGGGCGAGCUGGAGGACCUGGCGGCCCCCGAGGCCUCCUCGGGCCAGUGGGGCCAGGGCGAGGUGAGAAGGCCGGUCCGCGCCGCCGGCGGCACGCGGGACGAGGCGUGCGACGUGGAGGGUCUGCCAGGCUCGCAGCGGGUCUUCUUGAAGACGUACGGCUGCGCACACAAUGGCUCGGACGCGGAGUUUAUGCUGGGGCUGCUGCGCGACUACGGGUACGCGCUGACGGAUCAGCUGGAGGAUGCGCACGUUUGCGUCGGCUGGUGGGAUUCUUGCACCGUCAAAGGGCCGAGCGAGGACAACGCGGUGAGCUUGGCAAGGCGCGCCCAGAAGGAAGGCAAAACCGUGGUGAUGACGGGCUGCGUUCCUUCUGGUGACAAGUCCAUCCCAAGUCAGUUGCCAGGCGUGAGCAUGUUGAGCGUGACGCAAAUUAACCGCAUCGUCGAAGUCGUGGAGGAGGCGUCUCGCGGAAGCGUCGUGCAGUUGUUGGGCAGUAGCCGGGUGCUCCCCUCCCUAGAGUUGCCCAAGGUGCGACGGAACAAUUGUGUGGAGAUCAUCCCGAUCAGCGGCGGUUGCCUUGGCAACUGCUCCUACUGCAAGACCAAGCACGCGCGGGGAAAGCUCUCCUCAUACACGGAGGAGGCCAUCGUCUCCCGUGCGUUGCAGGCGGCUGCCGAGGGUGCCAGCCAGGUGUGGCUCACCUCGGAGGACACGGGCGCCUACGGCCUCGACAUCGGCACGCACAUCGGCAGGCUCCUGCCCCGCGUGGCCGACGCGCUGCCGCCCGGCGUGAUGCUGAAGCUCGGCAUGACCAACCCGCCCUACAUGCUGGCGCAUAUCGACGCCGUCGCGGCCGUGCUCGGCCGCCCCAACGUGUUCGCGGUGCUCCACGUGCCCGUGCAAUCCGGCUCCGACAGCGUGCUGCGGGCCAUGAUCCGCGAGUACAGCGUGGCCGAGUUCCGCCAGCUGGUGGACGGCCUGCGGGCGGCGGUGCCCGACAUGCGGAUAGCCACAGACAUGAUCUGCGGAUUCCCUGCCGAGAGCGAGGAGGACCACGAGGCGAGCAUGUCGCUGGUGAGGGAGUACAGGUUCCCCGAGCUGCACAUCUCGCAGUUCUACCCGCGGCCUGGCACGGCGGCAGCGCGGAUGAAGGGUUUGCCAGGCAGCGUCAAGAAGCGGCGCAGCACGGAGAUGCACAGACUCUUCGAGUCCUACCAGACCUACGGCGACCUGCCAGGUCGGGAGGAGCGCGUCUGGUUCUCCGACACGGACGCGCGCUGGGGCCAGACGGUCGGGCACACCAAGACCUACGCCAAGGUCGUGGUCCAGCAGGACGACGCCCUGCUCGGGCGCAGCGCGCUCGUGCGGCUGGGGGCCGCGUCGAAGUGGCACGUGGAGGGCCAGGCGCGGGCGGCGAGGAGCAGGGAGCAGGGAGCAGGCGGCGGGAGGGCGGGACCUUGUGGGCGGUAGGCCAACGCUUCCCGCCCCCCCCCUGCCUCAGCGCUCCCUUCAGGCCCCAGCUAACUCACGCUUGAAUUACGCUGCGCCGAGAUGUCGGUGGUUGUUGCCUGGGCCCGCCGCAGGACACCCAGAUUGACUAUUCGAGGGUGUAGCGCUGGC